This is a messenger RNA of Cyprinus carpio (common carp), 4561 nucleotides long. Its product is annotated as NACHT, LRR and PYD domains-containing protein 3-like. The transcript is spliced from 10 exons. Lineage: Eukaryota; Metazoa; Chordata; Actinopteri; Cypriniformes; Cyprinidae. The coding region runs from base 891 to 4319 and encodes 1142 amino acids. The record is from RefSeq and is a predicted model, not a curated record. Gene Ontology annotation, molecular function: protein binding.
AAAAAAAAAAAAAAAAAUCAUAAUAUACUAAUAUAUAACCACUGAGAGACAACAGUACCCUCACAAUACAGUAUAUCUCUCUUUAACAUUUGGCUGUACUGAUCCAUUAGUCCAAAAAUGUGAUUGUACCUAAUAAAUUAUGUCUUGCAAGUACAAACUCAGUCAUCAAACAUUUACUGACAUGAUCAAAAGACUGCCAGUUCUUUCAUGUUCUUACACAGUGCAGGAUUAUGAGCAAUAAAACAGGUGAAAGUACAAUAAAGUAGUGUGAAAGUGAAGUGUGAUUGAUGUUGCUUUUCUCAGCGCUGCUCAGGAUGGACCAGUUGUUUGGGAUUACUGGAUAAGCAUUUUUUCUUUCUUUUUAAUGUAUUGACUAUUUGAUGGUAUUCUACAUUCAUUUUGAUAUAUAUAAUUUUUUAAUUGAUGCAAUGUCUAUGGCUGUGCAGAAUCUGAAAAGAUGGCUUUGACUUCCAGUCUCCGAUGAGCAUCUGAGAGUUUGAAUAAAUCAGUAAUAAUUUGUUAGCUCAUGAUUCUUUGUUUACGCCAUUAUUUAAUAAUUGCUCAGUCUUGGGUUUGUAAUAAAAGGCCCAACACUGACUUGACACUCCUGACUGUAUCUUAUGGUUAAAUUUUAACUAAGCUGCUUAUAAAAGUAUGAAACUGUUUAAAGUCCAUUUUGUGAACAAGAAAGUGAGGAACAUCAUGCAAGAAAUGUGUUUGUGAAUCAGCUGAAAUGUUGCUGUCUAGAGUCUAACACAAUGGAUUGAUGGAAGUCUGUGUCUGAUGUUCGAUUCAUUGCUGAUGGGAGAGAGUUUCUAGAAUACUGCCUCUACAAUGAGUCUCUAUGAGAAGAAAGAGAAGGAGGAUCUCCAGAACCCAGCAGUGUGUCUAUGAAGAGUGAUGAGUCCAUGAUGAACCACCCUUAUAACAGUGAUGGAGCAGUGACCUCUGACCUUGACUCUGACUAUAAAAUGAGUCUCUGUGAAAAGAGAGAGGAUGAGGAGGAAGAUGUUCACACACAUAAAGCAGAAUCUCCAGAACCCAGCUGUGUGUCUAUAAAGAGUGACAGAUCGAUGAGAAAACCCCCUCAUCUCAGUGAUGGAGCAGUUACCUCUGACCCUGAAGUAGAGAGAUAUUGUAUGAUCGGAUCAGUGAUGUUGGACGUGAAUGACUUCUAUUGUCUAACCCUCCCGGGGGGGCACAACACAGAAACGGCCUUGCAGAGAGUCAAAGACCAACACAAAACCAGCAUGAAGAAAAAGUAUGAGAGCUUAUUUGACGGAAUCAUACGACAAAGUAAUCGAACCCUCCUGAACAGGAUCUACACACAGCUCUACAUCAUAGAGAGAGAGAGUGAAGGAGUGAAUAAAGAACAUGAGGUUUUACAGAUGGAGAAAACAGCCAGAACACAAGACACUCCAAUCUACUGCAAUGACAUCUUUAAACCUUUACAUGAACCAAAAUGUGAGGAGAAAGAUAAAAUCAAGACUGUUCUUACGAAAGGCAUCGCUGGAAUUGGAAAGACUGUCUCUGUGCAGAAGUUCAUUCUGGACUGGGCAGAGGAAAAGGCCAAUCAGGAUGUAGAUUUCAUAUUUGUGCUUCCAUUUCGAGAGCUGAACUUGAUUAAAGAUCACCAGUACAGUCUUCACAGACUUCUGCUGGACUUUCAUCCUAAACUUCAAGAUCUGGACUCAAAGAUUUAUGAGGAGUGUAAAGUUGUGUUCAUCUUUGAUGGUCUGGAUGAAAGCAGAAUCACACUGAUGUUUUCAGAUGAUGAGAAAGUUCUUGAUGUGAAUGAGUCUUCAUCAGUGGGUGUGUUGAUGUCAAACCUCAUCAGAGGGGAGCUGCUUCCCUCUGCUCUCAUCUGGAUCACCUCCAGACCAGCAGCAGCCAAUCAGAUCCCCUCAAAAUACAUCAACCGUGUGACAGAAAUUCAGGGAUUCGAUGAUUCUCAGAAGGAGGAAUAUUUUAGGAAGAGAAUCAGUGAUGAGCAUCAAGCCAGCAGAAUCAUCUCACACAUUAGAAGAUCAAGAAGCCUCAACAUCAUGUGUCACAUCCCCGUCUUCUGCUGGAUCUCAUCCACUGUGCUUCAGAAGCUCCUGAAACAAGAUGAGAGUGCAGAAAUCCCUCAAACUCUGACUGAAAUGUACAUCCACUUCCUGCUGACUCAGAUCAACAUGAGGAAUCAGAAGUAUGAUGAGAGAGAUCCAGAGAAACUACUGCAGUCCAACAGAGAUGCGAUUAUGAAACUUGCUGAACUGGCUUUCAAACAGCUGAUGAAGGGCAAUGUGAUGUUCUAUGAGGAGGACCUGAUUGAGAGCGGCAUAGACGUCACCGACGCCUCAGUGCAUUCUGGGAUUUGCACUGAGAUCUUUAAAGAAGAAUCUGUGAUUCUUCAGAGGAAAGUCUACUGCUUCAUUCAUCUGAGCUUUCAGGAGUUUCUAGCAGCACUCUUUGUGUUUUACUGCCAUGUAGUCGAGAAUGAAGAAUCAAUGAAGUUUUUUCUGAAUGAAGAAUAUCAAUUGUACAGUCAGAAGAACUCUCUGUAUAAGCUACUAAAAGCAGCGGUUGAAAAAUCCUUACAGAGUAAAAAUGGACACCUGGAUCUUUUCCUGCGGUUCCUGCUGGGCCUCUCAGUGGAGUCCAAUCAGAGACUCUUACGGGAUCUACUGACACACACAGUGAAGAGCUCAGAGACCAUCAAGAGAAUCACACAGUACAUUAAAGACACAAUCAGCAGUGAUGAUGUUUUUGAUUAUAUGAGACAGGAACAGCUCACAUUUGAGAGGUGCAUCAAUCUGUUUCUCUGUCUCCUGGAAAUGAAGGAUCAGACUCUGUACAGAGAGAUUCAGGAGUUUGUGAAAUCAGAGAAUCACUUAGAAAAUGUUCUCUUACCAUCUCACUACUCAACAAUCGCAUACAUUAUUCAGAUAUCAGAAGAAAUUGUUGAUGAAUUUGAUCCGAGGAAAUACAAGGCAGGAGAGUGUGGUAUAAAGAGACUAAUACCAGCUGUGGUGAACUGCAGAAAAGCUCUACUUGCUGACUGUUAUCUCACUGCUCGGUGCUGUGAAUGUUUGUCUUCGUCUCUACAAUCAUCAAAAUCACUGAGAGAGCUGGACCUGAGUCACAAUAACCUGCAGGAUUCAGGAGUGAAACUGCUCUCUGAUGGAUUGAAGAGUUCACACUGUCAACUCAACAUACUGAGACUUCCUGACUGUAAUCUCACUGAUCAGUGCUGUGAAAGUUUGUCUUCAUCUCUGCAAUCAUCAAGCUCCUCACUGAGAGAGCUGGACCUGAGUCGCAACAACCUGCGGGAUUCAGGUGUGGAGGUUCUGUCUGAUGGACUGAAGAGUUCACACUGUCAGCUCAACAUACUGAGACUGUCCAGCUGUAGUCUUACUGGUCAGUGCUGUGAAAGUUUGUCUUCAUCUCUACAAUCACCAAACUCACUGAGAGAGCUGGACCUGAGUGAUAAUGACCUGCAGGAUUCAGGAGUGAAGCUGCUCUCUUAUUGGCUGAAGAGUUCACACUGUCAACUCAACAUACUGAGAUUAUCUGGCUGUAUGGUGACAGAGGAAGGCUGUUGUUUUCUGGCUUCAGCUCUGAAUUCAAACCCCUCAUGGUUGAGAGAGCUGGAUCUGAGCUACAAUCACCCAGGACAAUCAUUAGUCAAGCUGCUCUCUGAUCCAAACUACAGACUGGACAAACUCAAUGUGGAUCAUGGAGGAGAGAUCAGGAUUGCAAAAGGACUACGGAAAUAUGCAUGUGUUCUCACACUUGAUUUAAACACAGCAAACACUCUCCUUGCUCUUUCUGAGAGGAACAGAAAAGUGACAUGUGUGAGAGAGAAGCAGCCGUAUCCUGAUCAUCCAGAGAGAUUUGAUGACUGUCUUCAGGUUCUGUGUAGAGAGAGUCUGACUGAACGCUGUUACUGGGAGGCUGAAUGGAGUGGCGGGGGGGUUUAUAUGUCAGUGAUAUAUAAAGAAAUCAGCAAGAAAGGAAAUGGCUUUUUUAGGUUUAUACGCAAUGAAAAGUCCUGGAGUCUGAACUGUACUGGUGAAGUAUUCAUUGUGCAUCACAGUAACUGUGACAGAAACACAUUUGUCUCUUCAUCAUCUAAGAGAGUAGGAGUUUAUCUGGACUGGGCAGCUGGCACUCUGUCCUUUUACAGCGUCUCUGACACACACACACUCACACACUUACACACAUUCAACAGCACAUUCACUGAACCCCUCUAUGCUGGAUUUGGGUUUUUUUAUUCUGGUAGUAGUUCCGUGUCCCUGUGUGAGAUUAAACAUCCUCCUGUGAGAAACAACUGAGACAAAGUUGAGUGAAAGAAACUCACUCAUAUUAUCUCUCUUUAACUCACACAGAUGUAAACUAUUGCGCUCUUCUAUUCUUAAUUUCAUUAGACUUCAGUCUAAACUUUUGUCUAUCACCUUUUUUUUUAUUUUGCAGAGAAGUACUCAAAAUUCUUAAUUCCAUGUCAGAGUUAUUUCACAACUUCACACCUUUGACAGACAUAAAUCUAUUUUCAUGUUUCACAACCCUUAUCUUUCUU